Recurvomyces mirabilis is the source of this 2430-nucleotide messenger RNA. RefSeq names its product transport between ER and Golgi ATPase protein (gene SEC18). The coding region runs from base 1 to 2430 and encodes 809 amino acids. The record is from RefSeq and is a predicted model, not a curated record. Gene Ontology annotation, molecular function: ATP hydrolysis activity; ATP binding. Gene Ontology annotation, cellular component: Golgi stack. Lineage: Eukaryota; Fungi; Ascomycota; Dothideomycetes; Mycosphaerellales; Teratosphaeriaceae. Gene Ontology annotation, biological process: intra-Golgi vesicle-mediated transport; Golgi to plasma membrane protein transport; SNARE complex disassembly. The transcript has a single exon.
AUGUUCAAUCGCGACAAUCUCUUCGGCGGUCGCGGCCAGUCUUUCCCUCAGCCACCACGUCGAGACGGACCACCUCAACCACAAGCACCAUCACGACAGCCGGGAUCCCAAAUGCCACAAGCACAACGGCAACCAGACGGACGCUUCGCAGAUCCAUACGCACAGCAAGAGAAGAGCCAUACUGGCGGCGCAAUGGGCCGCAGUCUACAGUUACGGCCAGCAAAGAGUCCUGACAACACUUUCACGUUCUCAAACAUAUGUGCCGUCAGUUCUCAGGACAUACCGCCUGGGCAAGAUGGGGAUACGCAUCUGCUUGUCAACGGCAAAUUCGUGCUAUCGGCACGACCGCUUGCACAGUUCCCACGAGGCCAGAUCAGUCUGAAUGAUCCUCAGCGGACGUGGAUGGGCGUGGCCCUGACAGACACGGUGGAUGUACAAGCGUAUGAUCCUUUCAGCCAAGGAGCACAGAGCUAUCUAGGUGCUAUGGACGUAGAGGUUGGCUUUGCUGGCAGAAAAGCAACAGACGCACCAUACGAUCAGGACGAGCUAGCCAAAGCUUUCACGCGCACCUUCCGGCACCAGAUCUUUGCGCCUAGUCAACAGUUGCUUAUGGACUAUCAGGGUAUACCUCUACGAAUGACCAUAAGGACUGUCGAGCUGGUGGACAUUUCCUCUCUUCGAGCACCGACCGGUGGCGCACAGCAAUCAACAGAUGCACGAUCGCGUGGUAUACUAACACCGGAGACUGUGAUCAAUUACUUCAAGGAUGCAAAGUCACCUAUAAAUCUCAAAGGCUCGAACCGCAGGCCAGCUGCAAACUCGGUGGUACGACCGGACUUCAAGUUUGAGGACCUGGGUAUUGGUGGUUUGGACAAAGAAUUCAGCGAUAUCUUCCGAAGAGCUUUCGCCUCACGUAUCGUGCCGCCUGGUCUAGCAGAGAAGAUCGGCAUCCAGCAUGUCCGAGGUAUACUGCUCUACGGCCCUCCAGGUACUGGCAAGACGCUAAUUGCACGACAAAUCGGAAAGAUGCUGAAUGCGAGAGAACCAAAGGUUAUCAACGGACCCGAAGUGCUGAACAAGUACGUUGGUCAGUCCGAAGAGAACAUUCGAAAACUGUUCGCCGAUGCCGAGAAGGAGCAGAAGGAGAAGGGCGACGAUUCUGAACUGCAUAUCAUCAUCUUCGACGAACUUGAUGCUGUGUGCAAGCAGCGUGGCUCAGGCGCUGGAGGCGGCACUGGUGUUGGUGACAGUGUGGUCAACCAGCUGCUAUCCAAACUCGACGGUGUGGAGCAACUCAACAAUAUCCUACUCAUCGGCAUGACGAACCGAAAGGACAUGAUCGACGAAGCACUAUUGCGUGCCGGUCGUCUUGAAGUGCACAUGGAGAUCAGUCUACCAGACGAGCAUGGUCGGCAACAAAUCCUCACCAUUCACACAGCCAAGAUGCGUGAGAACGGCAAGCUGGCGGCUGAUGUCGAUCUCGCCGAGCUUGCACACCUGACACGCAAUUUCUCGGGUGCAGAGCUGAUGGGUCUGGUCAAGUCUUCGACUAGCUUUGCAUUACAGCGACAUAUCAAGGGUGGCAGUGUGGCUGCCCUGACAGACGAUGUGGGAGACAUGCAGAUACGAAUGGAAGACUUCCUCCGUGCCUUGGAAGAAGUGCACCCCUUGUUCGGUGUAAGCGAAGAAGAUCUCGAACGGGCUGUGGAGGGUGGUAUCAUCCACUUCUCGCCACACAUUGAUAAGAUCUUGGAGAAUGGACGCGACUUCGUGAACCAGGUCAAGACGGGCACAACACCGUUGCUCUCGGUCCUGUUACAUGGACCGCACGGUUCAGGCAAGACAGCGCUCGCUGCACAAAUAGCCAUGAAUUCUGAGUUCCCGUUCAUUCGACUCGUACGGCCAGUCGACAUGGUGGGCAUGAACGAGAUUCAGAAGAUCCAGCACCUCAGCAAGAUCUUCACAGACGCCUACAAAUCACCUCUCAAUGUCCUCGUCCUGGACAAUAUCGAAUUGCUGGUCGACUGGGUACCAGUUGGACCUCGAUUUAGCUCUGCCGUCCUCGCCGCUCUGAAAGGUCUUAUGGACAACAAACCUCCCAAAGGCCGACCACUGCUAGUCAUGGCGACGACCUCCGAGCGCACCGUCUUGCAGCAAUUACAGCUGUAUUUCAAGAUGCAGAUCCCCAUCCCUAAUGUCUCGACUCAACAAGAGCUGGCGCACAUCAUGCAAGAAUCCGGUGCUUUCGCCGGUGCUGAUAUCGAGAGGGCAAUCAGUGACAUCGAGCAAACCACAGGUGGCAGAAGUAUAGGGGUAGGCAUUCAGCAGGUUCAAUUAUGUAUCCAGACGGCUAUGCAGGUUCAGGAUAGGCCUGGAAGAUUUGCUGAGGUCAUGAGCGAGGCUAUUGCUGAUAAUGCUGCUGGUGCGUGA